Molecule: messenger RNA, 2200 nt
Organism: Triticum aestivum (bread wheat)
Lineage: Eukaryota; Viridiplantae; Streptophyta; Magnoliopsida; Poales; Poaceae
Exons: 7
Coding region: 608-2050 (480 amino acids)
Source: RefSeq, a predicted model, not a curated record
UACUACUAUAGUACACAAUUUUUUGAAUUUUGAAUCUACCUUCUUCUUGCAUGUUUUGCCCACCAACUUACAUAAUGGGUUCAUCUGUAGCCGUCCACUUUAUCAGAUCGAACGGCCCACAUUACCCGGAUUCGCCACCCACCUAAUCCCGCCAAAGCCUGAACUCAGUCGCCUCUUCUGGAAGACUCCACAACCCACGCUCGCCUCCAGCAAAUCUAUUCCCGCCAAGGCUCCAGCAAUUCGAUUCCCCGCCAAGGCGCAGCCUCUCUCACUUCACCACCACAUCCAUAUGCUCUGUGUGAAAUUUCUCUAGCGUGUACAUCUCACACCACGAUCUCCGCCAAUUCAUAACCGCCGGCCACGCCCCAGCUCCUUCCAAUCACCUCAGCGUACAGAUUGCAGCUUCACCAUCGUCUCCUUGCAAGCUCUGACUUGGUUCGAUUUUUCUUGCCGCCUGGUGAGUCCAGGUUCAUGAGAGCUGGACAUCCUCCUACAACCAGCUGACCAUAGUGCCACCGACGGACCACAAGUUGUGGCUGAAAACACCUGGCUUCUAACAAUCAAGAAUCGAAGUCAUAACCACUAGCUGUCCAGUAAAACCCAAGAGAUGGAAGGCCGAAUUCCUUUCAGAGAUAUUACAAAUGUUCACUCGAUGACUUCACCAAAAGGGAACCAACUAGCUGCGGUUGCAGAGCAGAAUGAUCCUUUAGCAGAAACCAAUAAGGCUAUCCAAAUGAAUUCUUCCCAGCGUAAGCGUUACCGCGACCGGGAUAGGUAUCUGCAAAUGACUCCAUAUCAGAGGGAAGCCUAUCUGCAAAGGAAUCGUGAGUAUAAAAGAAUGCGGCGUGAGUGCAGUGCAAUUUGUAACAACACACAACCAGCACCACAACAGAAAAUUUUGAGAUCUAAUAAUAAGAACCAAUCCAUGACAGGAGAGGAAGUCGUGGGCAGUUCAAACUAUGAGAGGCACGAUUCAGUAUUUACUCAACUAGGGUCUUCAUCAAAAGGCAAACAAGAUAGUGGUGGUUCUGAGACAAGCCGUCCAAAAGCUGGAACUCGGUUCACUAUCAGUCCAUCUGGCAUAUAUUUAUCCUCGAUAUCCUCGCAAGAACAAGCUACAAAGUAUGAAUUGAAAAAUGUGGGUCAGCGUAAGCGACAGCAUUGCACCAAUGUGUACUCACAACUAUCACAUGAUCAAGAAGAAACACAUGUACAAGAGAUUUGUGGCCCUAAUAAAAGAAAGAGGUCAGAAAAAGGAAGUUGUAGUACUGCACGGGAUCCUGGUAGAAAUACCAACAACUUGCAUGAAGACAUCAUUUAUGUGCCCCAGGAUUAUUUUCCUGUCAUUCAUGAUUAUCUGGCAAAUACCGAAGACAACAUUGAGUGCGAUGAGGUGGAUGAUGAAAGUCUUAUGUAUAAUGGGCCAGGUCUUGACUUUGAAUCAUAUCAAGAACCAAAGCUUGUUACAAGAUGUAUACAAGCAGAUCCAUAUGAUCGUAUAUAUCAUAAUGUGCCCAGUGGUCAUCAUUUUCUAGAGCGAGUGCCCAACUGUAGACAUUGUAAUGCGAAAAGGUUCCCAUAUGAGACACCAACUUUUUGUUGCAUGAAUGGAAAGGUGAAGGUAGUAACCCCAGUGGUUCCUGAAGAAUUGCGUCAGUUGUACACGAGUCAGGAUCCAAAUGCAAAAUACUUCCAAGAUCAUAUACGGUACUUCAAUUCUCAUUUCUCUUUUACCUCUCUUGGUGUCAUCUUGGACCAAAGGUUCUGCAAUAGGACGUCUGGAGUUUACACCUUUCGUGCACAGGGCCAAAUUUAUCACCGUAUUGACCAGUUGGUUCCAAAAGAAGAUGGCCCCAAGCAUUUACAGUUAUACUUCUAUGACACGGAUGCAGAUUUGCAACAAAGAUUUCUUCACUCGCCUAACUUAAACCAAAUUCUCAUCCGGAAGUUGGUAAAUAUACUUUCAAGUAACCCUUAUGUACAAAUAUUUAGAAACCUUGGUUCUAUUCCAAACCUUGAUGAAUAUAUGAUUACAGGGGUAAUAUUCUAGCAUGUACAGUACUUAAAUCUACAGAUUUACCGUUCUUCUCUCAGUUAUAGCAUAUAACAGAAAUCGAGAAACAUAAGUUAGCACAUAUCAUUUUUUGUGAUAGCCAUUGGGCUUCACAAGUAUAUGCAAUAAACGCACAUUUUUCAGUUU